Messenger RNA from Xyrauchen texanus (razorback sucker), 6059 nucleotides. RefSeq names its product ARF GTPase-activating protein GIT2-like. Lineage: Eukaryota; Metazoa; Chordata; Actinopteri; Cypriniformes; Catostomidae. Gene Ontology annotation, biological process: regulation of ARF protein signal transduction; brain development. Gene Ontology annotation, molecular function: protein binding; GTPase activator activity. Bases 487 to 2982 code for a protein of 831 amino acids. The transcript has 21 exons. The record is from RefSeq and is a predicted model, not a curated record.
GAAUAAACGGGUAAAUAAUACAUCACGCGCUGCACUGUCGCGUCUCUCCACUGCGUGUCAGGGAGAGCUCGAAAGCUGAUUUAUCGUCACUAUAAACUCAAAUGUGUGGCUGUACUGUUGGAGUUUAAGUCUUACCAAAUUAACUAAAAAAAAAACCCCUCCAAUGUGUGGUCAGGCUAGACAGAUGGCACGCUGCGUCGAUCUGACGGGUUGCUUGGCAAGCAUUUCCGCAGUGUAGUUUCUAAUGUAUUAUGACAGGGGCUCUGCUGCCUGUGCUAAAUUCAGGCUAGACAGCCAGACAUAGUUUCAUAUACAGAAGCUAGUACAGAUGCAUGCACGCACGCGUCGAACUCAUCUGAAUGCACGUUCUCUUCGUGCUCGAGAUCCUCUUUCAGUGAUACAAUACUUUGAAACGAAUCCAGUCAUAACGUCUAAGCGGCGGUGCAUGCUUUAAAUUACCCGUGGACGCUGUAGUCUCGAUUCUAGAUGGUAAAAGCCACGUUCCUGGAGACAAGGAUGUCGAAACGGCUACGAAAUAGCGAAGUUUGUGCGGAUUGCAGCAGUUCGGAACCUCGCUGGGCAUCUGUGAACAGAGGUGUUUUGAUAUGCGAUGAGUGCUGCAGUGUUCACCGCAGUCUGGGCCGCCACAACUCGCAAGUGCGGCAUUUGUCACACACAACUUGGCCUCCCACCCAGCUACAGAUGGUUCAGACAUUAUACAACAAUGGUGCUAAUGCAAUUUGGGAGCACACUCUGUUGGACCCCUCGUCCAUUAUGAGUGGCAAACGCAAAGUCAACCCUCAGGAUAAAGUCCACCCCAGUAAGGCAGAGUUCAUAAAAGCAAAGUAUCAAAUGCUGGCUUUCGUCCAUCGUUUACCUUGUCGAGAUGAUGACAGUUCAGCAUCCACAGAUCUAAGCAAGCAACUUCACUCCAGUGUUCGAACCGGCAAUCUUGAGACUUGUUUGCGGUUACUGUCCCUUGGAGCUCAAGCCAACUACUUCCACCCAGAGAAAGGGAACACACCGCUGCACAUUGCAUCUAAAGCAGGGCAGGUUUGCCAGGCUGAACUUCUCUGUGUUUAUGGGGCAGAUCCUGGGAAUACAGACUCUAAUGGCAAAACACCCAUCGACUAUGCAAGGCAGGCUGGCCAUCAGGACCUGGCAGACAGACUGGUGGAGAUACAGUACGAGCUUACAGACCGACUGGCUUUCUACCUCUGUGGGCGGAAGCCUGGUCACAAGAAUGGUCAACAUUUUAUUAUACCACAGAUGGCAGACAGCAGUCUGGAGAUCUCAGAGUUUGCGAAAGUUGCCAAAAAGAAACUUCAGUCUCUCAGCGAUCAUUUAUUUGAGGAACUGGCAAUGGAUGUGUACGAUGAAGUCGAUCGAAGAGAGACCGAUGCAGUUUGGCUGGCCACUCAGAACCACAGCACCUUGGUAACGGAGACAACAUUUGUGCCUUUCCUUCCUGUGAACCCAGAGUACUCAUCAACACGAAACCAGGGAAGACAAAAGCUUGCAAGAUUCAAUGCUCAUGAGUUUGCCACUCUUGUGAUUGACAUAUUAAGUGAUGCAAAGCGUCGUCAGCAGGGAAGUUCAUUGUCAAGUCCUAAAGAUAAUGAUGUAUUCUUUAAAAGUAUGGGUAGUCGUCAUGGAAGUGAAAGCCAAGAAAUUGACCAGCCAGACUAUGAUAGUGUGGCAUCCGAUGAGGACACAGACACUGAUUUGCGAAUGAGCAAAGCAGACCGAGCUAAGAGUUUGGACUCCGACCUGUCUGAUGGCCCAGUUUCUGUACAGGAGUUUCUGGAGGUGAAAAAUGCACUUACAGCCUCUGAGUCCAAAAUACAGGAGCUUAUGAAGGCCAAUAGUAACCUGAGUGAGGAGCUGAGACUGAUGCAGAAAAAGCUGCAGUCUCUGCAAAGCGAGAACAGCUCUCUCAGGCGGCAGGUCUCACCUCAACAGCCUUAUCAGGCCCCUGGGGGCCCUAACCACCCCAAUCCCUCCAGUCCUUCCUCCUCUUCUUCUUCCUCCUCCUCUUCCUCUGCCCUGAAAUGCCACCUGUCUGCUCGGGCGAGCCGCCCCAUGUCUAUGUAUGAAACCGGCUCUGGUCUGAAGCCCUUUCUCCCUAAGGGCGAGACCCCUUACCCCGAGGAGACCUGCCCCACCCUGCAACCCUUCCCAACCCAUAUCGGAAAGGGUUUGUUUGUGGCCUCAUCUUCAUCCCUCCCCUUCAUCCCCUCCUCAUCCUGUUUGCGGGACGAGUGUGCCCAAAGGGCCUCCAAGUUUGACAAGCAAAGCAGCGUGUCUGAUGGUGACUAUGAUAACACAGUCAACGAAUCUGACCUGGAUGACUCAGGGUUUGGUCGUAGGUAUCGUCUGCGCAGCAGUGGCUGGAUGGGAGAGGGUGGCUCAAUACCUGAGCUGGAUGAUCACGACUGUGAGCCUGACCCCAGUCUGCCCAGCACAGAAGAUGUCAUCCGCAAAACUGAGCAGAUCACCAAGAACAUCCAGGAACUGCUAAGGGCUGCACAGGAGAACAAGCAUGAGAGUGCACCAUGUGAUCAGAGGGAGAGUGUCCGCAGACUUAGACACAGUCUGGGUUGUUUCAGCACACUGGUGCCUUGGGCAGACAAGCCCCCGUCUCCCAUGCAGCCGCUCGGCCAAAGAGCUCCACACCCAGCCAACUCCAACAACCCUGCCUCCUGCUUUAUACCCUGCGCAGAAAGAAUAUAUUUGGCUGUGAAUGAGAUGGCUGCCCUCUUCCCCAAGAGGCCUUGCUCAGAAACAGUGAGGAGCUCUUUGUGGUUAUUAACGUCCAGUGCAUACCGACUGCAAAGUGAGUUUAAGAAAGCAUCUCCUCUGGAGAGCGGUCCCACACCAGACGUGCAGUUGGUCACACAACAGGUGAUCCAGUGCGCUUAUGACAUCGCCAAGGCUGCUAAGCAACUUGUUUCCAUAACAACCAAAGAGAACAAUAACUGACCCUGUUUCCACCCAUUUUCUCUAGUUAUCUAACCCUGAAUAUUUCCCCCAUAUAUUAAUCAAUUUAUAAUUUUUUGGGUAUGCCAUUUGAGAGAUUUUUCUUUUUGUAUGCUGUAAUUGCAUGUUUUUUUUUAAUUUUAUUUAAGAUGUCUGUUAGCAGUGUUAUUUGGCUUAAAGCCUUAAAUGCUCUCAAUGGUUGUAUAAAAGGACAUGUAUAUGAGAAAAUGUAUUUGACUUGAUGGCAUAAUGUCAGGGAGUUUGAGAAGGCUUUGAGAGGAAAUGAAUCAUACAUGGAGCAGCCAAUCAUACUCUGAUCAGCCACAAUAUUAAAACCACCUGCCUAAUAUUGUGUAGGUCCACCUCACGCCACCAAAACAGCACCAACCUGCAUUUCAGAAUAGCAUUCUGAUAGGAGGCCUGGGUAGCUCAGCGAGUAUUGAUGCUGACUACCACCCCUGGAGAAGUGAGUUUGAAUCCCAGGGCAUGCUGAGUGACUCCAACCAGGUCUCCUAAGCAACCAAAUUGGCCCACUUGCUAGGGAGGGUAGAGUCCUCGCUCUCAAUGGGGUGCGUGGUAAGUUGUGCAUGGAUCGCGGAGAGUAGCAUGAGCUUCCCAUGCUGUGAUUCUCCGCAGUGUCAUGCACAGCGAGUCACGUGAUAAGAUACAUGGAUUGACGGUCUCAGAAGCGGAGGCAACUGAGACUUGUCCUCCGCCACCCAUAUUGAGGUGAGUAACCGUGUCAACAUGAGGACCUAAUAAGUAGUGAGAUUUGGGCAUUCCAAAAUGGGAGAAAAAGGGGAUCAAAAAAAGUAUAGCAUUCUUAGAUGCUAUUCUUCUCUCCACAAUUGUACAGAGUGGUUAUCUGAGUUACCUUAAAUUUUGUCAGUUUGAAACAGUUUUUUGUUUUUGGCACCAUUCGGAGUAAAUUCUAGAGACCUGUUGUGUGUGAAAAUCCUAGGAGGUCAGAAGUUACAGAAAUCACUCAAACCAGCAAUCAUGCCACGGUCCAAAUCACUAAGAUCACAUGUUUUCCCCAUUCUGAUGGUUGAUGUGAACAUUAACUGAAGCUUCUGACCCGUAUAUGCAUGAUUUUAUACACUGCUGCCACAUGAUUGGCUGAUUAGGUAAUCGCUUGGAUGCCAGCUCUGGAAUACCAUUUAAAUCUGGAGUUUGAGGUCAUUUAUAAAAUUAUUUACCUGUCCAACAAAAAAGAAGCAACAUCAGCAUCAAUACUAAAGUUUUUCUCCAUCAUCAAAUUGUUCCACCUUGUGUAUGUCGUACUGAAGUCGGCAGUACAGCUACUGAAUCUCCUGCUGUCUCAAUAAUACAUGCACAAUAAUAAGUAUGCUCCAUUGUGUUCUUUUCGCUCUUUGUGUCAGCAAACAACACUGCGCUAAGCACAGACAAGGGUGUCUACAUAGGCAGCAACCAAUGAGCAUGAGGAUUUUCUUACUCGCAUGGAUGAUUGUUGGUGUCAAACGGGCUGGUUUGAGUAUUUCUGUAAAUGCUGAUCUCCUGGGAUUUUCACACACAACUAGAAUUCCAAAUGGUGCCAAAAACAACAAGCAUCCAGUGAGGGCCAGUUCUGUGCAUGGAAACGCCUUGCUGAUGAGAGAGGACAACAGAGAAUGGCCAGACUGGUUCAAAUGACAAAGUUUACAGUUACUCAGAUAACCGCUCUGUACAAUUGUGGCGAGUAGAAUAGCAUCUCAGAAUGAUAUUCUAAAAUGCGGGUUUGGCUGUGUUUUGGCAGCACAAGGGGGACCUACACAAUAUUAGGCAGGUGGUUUUAAUGGCUGAUCAGUGUAUACUAAAUGUUGAGUAAAAUGCAGUACUCUUUGCACUACUCUACAAACAUUGAUUUUGUUUCUUAAACACUGUUCAUGUUUUAUGGAUGUCUGUGAAUUCUCUAAAAAUCAAGCCUUUAGUUCAGCCUUAAAAUGAAUUAUAUCUAUACUGAACAUGCAGGUUAUGUGGUUAAUAGGCCUGAUUUAGGUAUAAAUACAGUGGGCCUUUGGGUUUAAUAGGCCUAAGUGUGAAUCCUAUGACAAUUAUAGGACUUAAUGUAGGAAAUUCAUUUAAAUAUGCCUUGUCUCAUUUUAAUUGAUUGACCAGUCUGAGGCAGCUACAAUGCAGUUUUUUUUUUUUUUUUUGAUGGUUUAAUGUCUUGUUUUGUUCGUUCUCGACCAGAGCAGAGACAAUCAAGCUCUCUCUCCACCAGCAGAUUAAUGUUGUGAUUGUGAUUAAGUACAUGUGUGUUAGUUUUAGUGUUUUUCAUACCAGGAAAACAUAGGCCACGUUCACACAGCAGCAGAACGGUUGUCAGGCAUGUUUUGGGUUCACACACUGGACAGUUAUUUACGGCUGUGACAACUGCAUUCUAGAACCGAACCGACAUUUGCAAAUGUUCAAGUCUCACAACCGCAUUUUCGGCAAAACCGAGAACGAUGCACUCGUGUAUUUCAUGUGGGUUUUGUUAACUAGCGGAGACAGACAUUAGCUGCGAUCCAUCCGAACAUUCAGCCGCUGUUUUCCACCGGAUGCUCGCGUACAUGUACAUGAGCCGCGCGACACAAAAGUUGCGCCCUGCACGCGGAUAAGACAUGUUAUUACGUGUUAUGGACGUCGCCAUCUUUUAGUCACUGUGAUCUGUUAGAUUGCGGUUGUGAAUUCGGUCGUUCGUUCAUUCAGAAAGCGAUUGAACUGCUUCUGUUCGUUGUUGUAUGAAUAUACAUUUCAAGACUGACACCUUUUAGUGUAUGGUUGUCAAACGCAAACACUGACUGUGUGAACAUAGCCAUAAGUUUACCAUAUGUUCAGUUCAGUGUUUUGGCAACUCUUAAUUAGUAAUUUCCUCUCUACAAAGUUGAAGUAUUGGUCAAACCUGAUCAGAUUAGUCCUGUCAAAAGGUUGUGCAAUGGGCCGCUCAUAGCUCAGUGUUAAAGUUCCCUUGUUUGAGUGUUUGUAGUUGGUAAAAUCGACUUGGUCUUCCACAUAUUAAUAUUAUUGCUAUGUCUGUGUUUAAAAAUAAACAAAUGUUUUCUUUAUUUUUCAAAUAAACCUAAUUUAUAAUUUUG